Drosophila rhopaloa is the source of this 1133-nucleotide messenger RNA. Its product is annotated as probable RNA methyltransferase CG1239. The record is from RefSeq and is a predicted model, not a curated record. The coding region runs from base 108 to 1034 and encodes 308 amino acids. NCBI's taxonomy places the organism in Eukaryota, Metazoa, Arthropoda, Insecta, Diptera, Drosophilidae. The transcript is spliced from 3 exons. Gene Ontology annotation, molecular function: RNA methyltransferase activity; snRNA binding; O-methyltransferase activity. Gene Ontology annotation, biological process: snRNA modification.
CUACGGUCACUCUGAAAGUGAACUUCCCGCGAGAUGCUUUUAAUUUUUUAGUUUUUUUAUGUUUUAUGACAUAUAUUAAUGAAUUAGCUCAUUGAAACUCAGCUUAAAUGGACAACUGCAAUUUCACCAUGGAUUUGGAGAACAACAACAACACGCAGUUAACCGGAAAGGAACCGGAAAAAUUUGCGGAGAAGCGAAAAUCUGUAAUUACCUCCGAUGACAAGGCAGGUGAAACCAAAAGACUGAAAGUGGCGGAUCCCGUUGUGAAGGCCACACAACGUCCGCCCACGCAGAGUCCGAAAAAACGUCUCCAACUGAACGGGAAGCCCAAGCACAACAAAGAUCUUAACUUCACUUACGGCAACUAUAAACACUAUUAUGGCAAGCGAAUCCUGGAUAAGGACUUCCACGAUAUUCGCCUGGACGUGCUAGGCACCAAGCCCGAAUUGUUCCGGGGUAAACAGCUCCUGGACAUUGGAUGCAACUCCGGGCAUCUGUCGAUCCAGAUUGCAAGAACCUUCGAGGCCAAGAGUCUCGUGGGCCUGGACAUAGAUCGUGGCCUGGUCAAGGAUGCGCAAAAUACCAUCAACCACUUAAAGCGACAAGUGGACAAUAAGCAGGGAUUCCCCCACAACAUGAAGUUCGUUCAGGGCAACUAUGUCCUGGAUGACGAUGUGCUGCUGGAAAUUGAGCGACCACAGUUUGAUAUUAUUCUCUGCCUGUCUGUCACCAAGUGGAUCCACCUUAACUUCUGUGAUUCCGGCUUGAAGCAGGCCUUCCGCCGCAUGUACCUGCAGCUGCGCCCGGGCGGCAAGCUGAUCCUGGAGCCUCAGUCCUUUGACGGCUAUAAGAGGCGCAAGAAGCUAUCGGAACAAAUAAGAGAGAACUACAACGCUAUUAAAUUCAGACCUGAACAAUUCACAGAAUAUCUGCUUAGCUCAGAAGUAGGCUUUGCCAAAAUGGAACCCAUGGGCACACCCGAGCACUGCGAAGCCGGAUUCAAGCGACCCAUUCAAGUUUUUACAAAAACAUAAAAUAAUAAAAACCAGAGUAAACUUGAUCCAAAGAAAUGGUCGGAAAAACUUUUAAUAAAUAUAAACAGCAAGAAGGAAGUCCUUGACAUCGAAUCAGUA